UCGAGCAGUGACAAAGAGAAAUGGUGAGCGUUAUGAUAUGUUGGAUGCCUAGCAUGACAGUCCCAGUAAUUGUAUUCACGGGCGCCGCGGUCGCGUAUUCAAAGGGAGCAGCAGCUGAAGGUCGCUCGUGGUAUUCCCACUCGAACGCAUGUCUGGCACGGUGCAACCAUGGCGAUUGUGCAUUCUUAACUCUUCCAAUAUCACACCACAUGACUAGGACUGGUUGCUCACGCGCACAGUCCGAGGAUGUAGAUGACAUCAGCUCCGCGGACAAUCUAUGGAAUGACAAGGUUAUACAAAUCAGUAGCUCGGCGGCGGCCUCAGCCACCGUUUCAAGGCUAUUGUACUGAGGAAGCUGAGUCCUGCAUGAGAACUUGAUCAAUCGAGGGUCGUGCAUAUAUAGCAGCGUGUACCAUGUCACAGAGAAAAUACAUCAAGAGCAUGAGGUCAGUUUAAGUGUCCUCAUAUUUCCCAUACUGCGGAAUCUGCAGCUCGUCAAGUUGACGCCAGGCCAUGACCUACGCAACACCAACGAAUUUAGCAGGCUGCAGAAAUUGAGGUCCAAAAAGUGGACACCUAGCAAGUGUCCGUUAUCAUUCAAGCAAAUCAUCAUCCACCUCUCUCGCUCGCCCUCAAUAGACCUAGCGCUACUAAAGGACUAGAGACCACGAGCCAACCAACCAAGUCCACCGCCUCACUCGUCUCUCCUUUUACAGAAU
Molecule: messenger RNA, 719 nt
Organism: Suillus fuscotomentosus
Lineage: Eukaryota; Fungi; Basidiomycota; Agaricomycetes; Boletales; Suillaceae
Exons: 2
Coding region: 21-350 (109 amino acids)
Source: RefSeq, a predicted model, not a curated record